GUAGUUAAGCUCGGCGUAGGUAACACCUCUUUUAUCUCUCCACCAAGCUUCUCCGCUUUCAACUGUCGUUUUAGUCAAACAAUCAAGGCAGGUCUUCAUAACUAACUUAUAUUUGCAUCUUGAACGCAACAAACGCCCGUCUCCGGAGAGCUUUAGCGGUGGUAAGUGGAGCUCACGCAGGGAUGGCGGAGGUUCCCGGGACUUCGAGUGAGACGAUCACGGAGACCGUUCAGACCAGCACGCCGCCCCCGCCCCAGCAGGAGGGACGAAGCCUGACCAUUAAACUGAGGAAGAGGAAGACGGAGAAGAAGGUGGAGUGGUCCAGCGACACCGUUGACAACGAGCAUCUGGGAAGACGGUCUUCAAAAUGCUGCUGCAUUUAUGAGAAGCCGCGUCAGUUCGGCGAGUCGUCGUCCGAAAGCGAGGGAGACGACGACGAAGAAGGCUGUGGAAGUGCUCACUGCGUCCUGGGCCACGGCCGGAGGGACCACGGACAGAGGGGGGCGGGGGGAACCACAGCGCCUCCCAACUCUGGAGGGACGCACGCCCACUAACCAGCACCGGCGGGUGAUGCUCGGGGGCCCGGAGGGGGCUUCUCCCAACAACGUAUUACAAAGCUGCACUCCUGUUUUAGUUUAGUUCCAUCACAGGUCCAGAUGCCUCACAUCAGAAAGACCCGACAUCGCGGACUGUUGCAUCAUCGUCUCAAAUCACCCGCUCCUCUAGACAGCCAGCUUACGUCUUAGUCCCUAGGCGGCAAAAAAAUCCAACUUGUACAGAUCCGAGCUGCAGAGGUCGUCCCAGCUUCACGCAGCCUGAAGCCCCGCAACCUUCUUCUUUCUGUCCCAUUUGUGAGUCACUGAAGUCACAGGACUUUAUUUUUCCUCAGAAGUUUGGAUUCUUCUUUUCAUCUUCAAAUUUGUGAGUUUAUACAGUUGCAAAUCUGGAGUCCCCUUUCCCCUGAAAGCUGUGAAUUUAGGUUUCUCUCAAUUACAGUGGAAAAAAAUCAUUCUGUUUUGUCACAAAUUCAUUUCUUUCUCCAAAUUUGCGACUUAAAUGAGCUGCAGUCUUCUCAUUUGUUUUGGUUUCUUCCUCAACAACAGGUGGAUUUAAAAAAUCUGAUUAUUUUUGGGGUUUUUUUGGGCGGGGAUGGGGGGGGUAAAUUGCUAGUUCUAGGUUUUCAGUUGCAAAUUUGUGACUUUAUAAAAUGAUGCGUUGUGUUUUAUCUCUGCAUCUAAAAUCUGAGUUUUCUUUCAUCCUCAAGUUUCUUAAGUCACAAAUUCUGAAAUUUUCAAAUUGUAAGAGGAUUUUUUUAAACAUUUUAAAUGU
Cololabis saira (Pacific saury) is the source of this 1329-nucleotide messenger RNA. RefSeq names its product protein phosphatase 1, regulatory (inhibitor) subunit 11 (gene ppp1r11). Gene Ontology annotation, molecular function: protein serine/threonine phosphatase inhibitor activity; protein phosphatase 1 binding. The coding region runs from base 183 to 554 and encodes 123 amino acids. The record is from RefSeq and is a predicted model, not a curated record. The transcript is spliced from 3 exons. Gene Ontology annotation, cellular component: nucleus. NCBI's taxonomy places the organism in Eukaryota, Metazoa, Chordata, Actinopteri, Beloniformes, Belonidae.